This is a messenger RNA of Xenopus tropicalis (tropical clawed frog), 626 nucleotides long. It is a transcript of the gene coa5, whose product is annotated as cytochrome c oxidase assembly factor 5. Lineage: Eukaryota; Metazoa; Chordata; Amphibia; Anura; Pipidae. Gene Ontology annotation, cellular component: mitochondrial intermembrane space. The record is from RefSeq and is marked provisional.
CGUGACUAAACAUGCCUAAAUAUUAUGAGGAGAAGGAGGAGGAUAAGCAUCCGUGUGCUGGAGUGAAGGAGGAUUUGAAGAGCUGUUUGUUACAGACUGACUGUGUGCUGCAGGAAGGAAAGAGCCCAAAGGAGUGUCUAAAGGAAGGAUACUGCAAAGCUCUUCAAGUAACCUUUUUUGAGUGCAAAAGAUCAAUUCUGGACACCAGAGCAAGAUUCAGAGGAAGAAAGGGAUACUGAUGAAUGAAAAUUGCCUUUACCAAGUAUCACUCAGUUUUAUGUAAAAGAUGCCUUUAAUAUUCAGGAAUGUUUUUUGAUUUGCAGCAGUUGGUAAACAAAUCCAUUAUCUUCUCAGUUACAGACCUGUGAACUACUAUCUUGAAUGAAGCCAAACACAGAUUUUUAAAGUCUAAAACUUGAAGUAGUUGCUGGUAACAAGGGAGAAAUCACUGUUUGAAGCAAUACUAAUUUGAUAUUAUAUAUUAUUUUAUAUACAUUCCUUGGAUAGUAAUUGCAUUAAAAUACUCAUUGUUUUUGUAAUAUUUUUAGGUUAAUAUAUGCGCCUACGUUUGUAUGGUAUGUUACAGCAUGUGUGCCAGAGAAUAAAAACGUGAUAUAUGUCCUUGA